Molecule: messenger RNA, 957 nt
Organism: Brassica napus (rape)
Lineage: Eukaryota; Viridiplantae; Streptophyta; Magnoliopsida; Brassicales; Brassicaceae
Exons: 1
Coding region: 1-957 (318 amino acids)
Molecular function (GO): nucleic acid binding
Source: RefSeq, a predicted model, not a curated record
AUGCACGUUCUCAUUUUUGUGGAUGAUCUUCUGAUCUGCGGUAACAACAAUCAUAUGUUGCAGAAGUUUAAAGACUACCUAAGUCGAUGCUUCUCUAUGAAGGACUUGGGAAAACUCAAAUACUUUCUUGGACUUGAAGUCAGUCAAGGACGAGAAGGAUUCUUUGUCUCGCAACGUAAGUACACUCUCGACAUAGUCUCAGAAACAGGCAAUUUAGGCUGUAAGCCUGCCGCUACACCACUUGAACAAGGUCAUCAACUUGCUAAUCCAAAACUUGACAGUCCGGUGCUCGCAAAUCCAAGGCAGUAUCGUCGUCUGGUUGGUCGUCUCAUAUAUCUCUGUCACACAAGGCCUGAACUGAGCUAUGCUGUUCACAUCUUGACACAGUUCAUGCAAGUCCCAAAAGAAGCUCAUUGGGACGCCGCGCUUCGCGUGGUUAGGUACUUGAAGGGUUCCAUUGGCCAAGGUAUUUUGCUCAAGUCGGACCCUGAUCUCUCCCUCACUAUCUACUGCGAUGCUGACUGGUCGUCGUGUCCUGCGUCUCGUCGAUCCUUGAGCGCUUAUGUCGUCAUGCUUGGAGGUUCACCAAUUUCUUGGAAAACAAAGAAACAGGACACGGUCUCGCACUCUUCAGCUGAAGCAGAAUACAGAGCCAUGUCUGAUGCACUUAAACAAAUAAAAUGGCUGCGACGUCUUCUUGAAGGAUUGGGUAUCAAACAACCUGGACCAUCGCGUUUCUUUUGUGACAGCAAAGCCGCAAUCCACAUAGCUGCGAACCCGGUGUUUCAUGAGCGCACAAAGCAUGUGGAGAAUGACUGUCACACUGUGAGAGAUGCUGUCAAGGCCAAGACUAUUGAGACAAUUCAUGUCACGACACAUUCUCAGGUUGCAGGCAUUUUAACAAAGGCUCUUGGGCGCGCAAAAUUUGAAGUUAUCGUCCAAGUUGGGUUUGAGUGA